Molecule: messenger RNA, 1164 nt
Organism: Cryptomeria japonica (Japanese cedar)
Lineage: Eukaryota; Viridiplantae; Streptophyta; Pinopsida; Cupressales; Cupressaceae
Product: LRR receptor-like serine/threonine-protein kinase EFR
Exons: 1
Coding region: 1-1164 (387 amino acids)
Molecular function (GO): protein binding
Source: RefSeq, a predicted model, not a curated record
AUGGCGACUUUACUGUUCUUACUGCUCUCUUGUUCAUCAGUAAUUGUUCUGUCACGCCCCAUUCAGCUCAACAAUGUUUCCGACGAACAAGCUCUGUUGGCAUUCAGAGCAGGUAUCACUGUGGAUCUAUAUAAUUCAUUAAGCAAUUGGAAUUCCACACAUCCAGUCUGCAAUUGGACCGGAGUGAAAUGUUCCACACGCAGACAGCGAGUCGUGGAACUGAAUCUUACAGGUAUGUCGCUGCAAGGCUCCAUCUCGCCUUUUCUGGCUAAUAUUUCCUUUCUUCGCGUGCUUGACCUCAAUAACAACACCCUGAGCGGGCCAAUUCCCCCUGAAUUGGGAAAUCUUGCUCGCUUAAGGAACCUUCGCCUCUCCAAGAACAGAUUAGAAGGCUCUGUACCCUCCACGUUUAGCAAUUGUCGCUUUCUGGAACCAUUCUCUGUUUUUCGCAAUCGUUUGAGUGGAGGCAUUCCUUGGGAGAUAGGGCUUCUCACAGGCUUACAAAAGCUCUGGCUUUCAGAUAACAAGCUGACAGGCCUCAUUCCGUCUUCCUUGGGAAACUGUUUCUCGUUGAGCGUAUUGUCUCUGGGUAAUAACAGGCUCAGAGGUUCCAUUCCUCCCGAAUUGGGCAUGCUUUCCCAACUCAACACGCUACGCCUUCGUCAUAACCAUCUUACAGGACAAAUUCCUCCCUCCCUCUCUAAUUGCACUCCUCUGCAAGACUUGGAGCUUCAUAACAAUAGCUUGUCUGGCCAUAUUCCCUGGGAGUUUGGUGCCAAACUGUCUCAAUUGCAGAAUCUGCUUCUAUGGGGUAACAGGCUGACUGGUAGAAUCCCAAUUUCUCUUUCUAACUGUACCCAACUCAAAGUUAUUGACCUGAAAGUCAAUCAACUAAAUGCCACGGUUCCAAUGGAGUUUAGUCAAUUAGGUAACCUUGAGCGCCUCUUUCUAGGAACAAACAGGCUUGUGAGUGGCAGCAGCAAUACUUUACUCAUUCUCUCUGCAUUGUCUAAUUGCUCUCUUCUUGAACUGAUACACUUGGGUGAAAAUGAGCUUACUGGCACUCUGCCACCAUCGAUUGAUCUCCUUUCUUCCAAGCUGUCUAUCUGUGAGCUACAACUAUUUAGAUGGACAAAUCCCACCACAAAUUGCCAACCUGAGUAA